AUGGUUCUACUUUUAAAUUAUGCAUUGUUUUGUCUUUUAAAAAAUUUACAGAUUGAAGAUCCAGGUUGCUUCUGGGUUAUUAUAAAAGGAUGUAGUCCCUUUUUAGACCAUGAAGUCGACUAUCAAAAACUAAAUAGUGCCAUGAAUGACUUCUAUAAUAGCAUGUGUCAAGAUAUAGAAAUAAAACCAUUAAUGUUGGAAGAAGGGCAGGUUUGUGUGGUUUAUUGUGAAGAGCUGAAGUGCUGGUGCAGGGCUGUUGUUAAGUCAAUCAUGUCUUCCGCAGACUAUUACCUGGCAAAAUGCUUCCUUGUGGAUCUUGCCAAGUGCGUUCCAGUAAAAUCUAAAAACAUCCGAGUUGCAGUAGAGUCUUUUAUGCACCUUCCUUAUAGAGCCAAAAAAUUCAGACUGUACUGCACAAAACCUGUCACACUGCACAUUGACUUCUGUGAAGACAGUGCUGAAAUUGUACCUGCCAGGAAGUGGGACAGUGCAGCUAUUCAGUACUUCCAGAAUAUUCUUAAAGUAACUACCCAGGUGGAAGCCAAAUUAUGUGCUGUGGAAGAAGAUACUUUUGAGGUUUACCUUUAUGUAACUAUAAAAAAUGAAAAAGUUUGUGUUAAUGAUGAGCUUGUUGCAAAGAACUUCGCUUGUUAUAUGUCACCCACAGAGAGUAAACUUGUCAACUCAAGACUGAAUAUAAAGUCAGCAUCUUUCUCCAGUAAACUCAAUCCAGCACUUACUCUUUGGCCAAAGUUUUUGCAAGGAAAAAAUUUUCACGGAACAGAAAAUAAAUCUGUAAAAUGUAAUAUGGAUUCACUGAAAGAUUCACCUCAAAACAAAUCUGAAAAGAAACAGCAUUACAUCUCUUUAAAAGAUGUAAAUAAGUGUGUCGAAUCUUCAGCAUACUGGCCAACAAAAAGAGGCAUAACCAUAUAUGCUGAUCCAGAUACACCAGCAACAAGUGCUUUAAGACAGAAGACAAAUGAGAAACCACUUAGACUGGCUGAGAAGAAAGAAUAUGAUGAGAAGAAUGACUGUUUGAAAUUAUUGCAAUUUUUAAAUCCUGAUCCUUUGAGAGGGGAUGGAAUCUCUGAUCUGCAGCAGUUGCAGAAGCUGAAGUUGGGAAUGUUGCAGCCUGUUGCAGUGCUCCGAAACAGGAUCGAGCCCUGCUUGACCAUGGACACGUCACCACUUUCAGCAGAUCUGAGAAGGGCUCUUCAGAGAAAUAAGUUCCCAGGACCGAGCCACACUGAAUCGUACUCCUGGCCUCCCAUAGCACGGGGCUGCGAUGUAGUUGUCAUUUCUCACUGUGGCAAUGACCCUCUAGUGUACCUUCCACCGGUGCUUACAAUUUUGCAAACAGGGGGCUGUUACAAGUCAUUACCAAGCAGAAAUGGACCUCUUGCCAUUAUUGUGUGCCCUGGGUGGAAAAAGGCCCAAUUUAUUUUUGAAUUACUAGCAGACUAUGGCAUGUCCUCCAAGCCUCUUCAUCCUGUGUUAUUAACAAUUGGACUCCACAAAGAUGAAGCCAAAAAUACGAAGCUUCCAAGAGGCUGUGAUGUGAUUGUUACAACACCACAUAGCCUCCUAAGACUUCUCACACAUCAAAGCUUGCUAUUUCUUAGACUCUGUCACCUGAUUUUGGACGAGGUGGAAGUAUUAUUCCUUGAAGCUAAUGAACAAAUGCUUGCUAUAUUAGAUAACUUUAAAAAAAAUACUGAAGUUGAAGAAAGGGAAUCUGCACCGCAUCAGGUUGUUGCAGUUGGUGUUCAUUGGACCAAACAUAUAGAACAAUUAAUCAAAGAGUUCAUGAAUGAUCCCUACAUUGUGAUCACAGCCAUGGAAGAGGCUGCUCUCUAUGGCAAUGUCCAACAGGUAGUGCAUCUUUGCCUAGAAUGUGAAAAAACCUCUACUUUACUCCAAGCUCUUGAUUGCACUCCAAGACAGGCUCAAAAGACCUUGAUCUUCACCUGCUCUGUAGCAGAGACAGACAUAGUAUGUAAGGGUUCUCCUGCAGAACAGGGAGCUAAAAAAACCAAAUCUGUCCUGCUGCUGACGGAGAAAAACGCGAGCCAUGCGGUUGGUGUCCUGCGCUACCUGGAGCGAGCAGAGGCCAAAGUCCCGGCAGAGCUGUAUGAGUUCACAUCAGGGGUUCUGGAAGCCAGAGAAGACAAAAAAGCCAGAAGGCCUCUCUGUCCAUAUCUUAAGGCUUUCGGUUUUUGCAAAGACCAAAAGAUCUGUUCUGACCGACAUCUUAUUAAUCCAAAAAUGGACAUGCCAAGAAAAUUAUCCAACCAAGCUCUAUCAACAUGUGGAUACAUUAAAAUAAUACCUUUUUAUAUUUUGAAUGCAACAAAUUACUUUGGUCGUAUAAUUGAUAAUAAUGUGGAUCUUUAUGCAACUCUUAAUGAUGAAAUGAAUGAAUAUUUCAAGGAUUCGAGUAAUAAAACAGCAGUCAAGAAGGUAGAGAAAUUUGGAUUGUAUGGAUUAGCAGAAAAAACAUGUUUUCACAGGGUUCAAGUGUUGGAGAUGAGCCCUAAAGAAGACCCAUGGGCCCUGGAUGCUGUCCUUGUGAAGUUCAUCGAUGAAGGCAGGACCGAGCUCAUCACAGGAGACCGGCUGUUACACCUCCCAGAACAUUUCCACACACUUCCUCCCCAGGCUGUGGAGUUUAUUGUUUGUAGAGUGAAGCCUGCUGACAAUGAAAUGGAAUGGAAUCCAAAGGUUACUAGAUACAUUCAUCAUAAAAUUAUUGGGAAAUUACAUGAUGCAAAAGUGAUAUUGACUUUGGGAAAUACAGUUUGGAUUGAUCCAAUGGUGCACAUUACAAGUCUUUCAAAUUUGAAAACUUCAGUCAUUGAUUAUAAUGUUCGAGCUGAAAUUUUGUCAAUGGGAAUGGGCAUUGAUAAUUCAGAACAUGUAGAAAAACUGAAAAAAUUAUACAAAGAAGCUAAAAUGCCAGCUGUUGAAGAAAACCUAAGCCAGACCCCGACACCUCCUCCAGCAGAAGAUACUGCUUGUCUGCAGAGCACACAGCAAGAGGACGGGGGCACAGAAAGAGACACUGAGCCUGAGACGAACUCAGAAAACCAAAAACCUGAGCACACGUCCACACCCAGGCAGGACUUCUCGAGGAAGCGGGAGGUGUGGCUGUUGGCGCUGUGCGUGCACGGCCACUCGGGUGCUGUACCUCGGUUUUUCACAGAAACGUUAUCUGAAAACACUGGAGAUGCUUCCACUAGCAAAACUGCACAGCCACAUCUGAAAAGGUACGUCUGCCCACUGCCAGGGAGUCUGUGUCCCUUGACCGGUGACGAAGCACUGGUGAGUGUUCACGUCUUUUUCUUUCCUUGUAGCUUCCACCCACAAGUAAAAUGGUUCCAAAAAGAUGAUGUCGUCAUCUUAAAGAUAAAAAUAAGGAAUGUGAAAGAUUACAAGUGUAAAUAUUUUAAAGACAGAGUCAUUUUCAGUGCCUGGGUAGGAGACAGACUGUACAUGGCUGACAUGGAGCUUCAAGCCAGCAUUACGAAGGCUGGCUGCAAGUGCGAGAUUGCAAAUGACGAACCUGUAGUCACGCUUGCCAAGGAGAAGCGGGAACCGUGGCGUCGCCUGCUCAGGCAGAAGAACCCUAACGUGGCUUUUGACUUUGACCACUGGGAAGACUGUGACGAGGACAGCCACUUCUCCCGGGUUAUAAAUCCUAAAAACCUGCCCUGCAAAGUGGCAAAGGUGGUUGAAAACAGUAGCUCAGCUUCGGAGGAUGAUGAAAGUGAUAGUGAUUGA
Carlito syrichta (Philippine tarsier) is the source of this 3783-nucleotide messenger RNA. RefSeq names its product tudor domain containing 12 (gene TDRD12). Gene Ontology annotation, biological process: transposable element silencing; germ-line stem cell division. The transcript has 28 exons. Gene Ontology annotation, molecular function: nucleic acid binding; ATP binding. The coding region runs from base 1 to 3783 and encodes 1260 amino acids. NCBI's taxonomy places the organism in Eukaryota, Metazoa, Chordata, Mammalia, Primates, Tarsiidae. The record is from RefSeq and is a predicted model, not a curated record.